AUCUCUAAUACCCAGUCUUUGAAGUGAGGCGCCCCGUGGGCUUGGAGAAUAAAGUAUUGGCGGCUCUUGGUUCGAAGAACGUGUGCCGAGCGUAUUUACGUCUUGCCUUUCUUUAACCCUUGCUUUGAUCAUCACCACAGUCAGGCCUCUUGGUGAACGGCGACUGCUGCUCUCCAUUGCGUCUGGAUCGCCACGGGAUGCAUAUGGAUUGAGACAUUCUUCUGGCUGGUUUCUGCUCCUUUUAAUCCGGCGAUCUUGCCCCAUAUCGCACACAUAUAUGGUGUGAUUCCCUCCUCAACCCCUGGUCCAUAACUUGUAUCCGUCGCGUUUUGGGGACGUCCUUCGUUGAUGCAGGCAAAACCCGUACUCUAGGUGUUGGUAUCUCCGGCCGUAGUUUCUGACGAAUCAGACAUGAAGUCAUGGCAUCCAGAAUGCCGACCAAGAUACUGAUCUACUUGCUUCGACACGAUCUGCGCUUUUCGGACAAUCCCGUAUUCCACGAGAUCCAGGAGUCCUUCCAAUCCGGUACGGCUGCAUUUACGCAUCUGCUCCCACUGUAUGUCUUCCGGUCCCACCAGAUCGAGAUCUCUGGAUUCAUCCCUGCGGCUAAGGAUGAAGAAUCUAUGCCCAAGUCACCUUAUCCUGAAGCUCGAAGCCAAGUUGCGGGAUUUUGGCGAUGCGGUCCUCACAGAGCCAAGUUUCUCGCAGAAAGCGUCUGGGACCUCAAGAACACGCUGGAGCAGAAGCACAGCGGCUUGGUGAUCCGAGUUGGACGGGUCACGGACGUCCUGCGCGACAUCUUCAACCACGUCGACAAUGCAGACAGCUCUUCCGGCAAGAAGUCCGCCUCAUCAGCAGACCUACAGGUUGUUGGCGUGUGGAUGACGAAAGAUGAAGGCUAUGAGGAAAAGCAAGAGGAGGCGGAGGUUCGGAGUCUGGUUGAGAGCUCCGGACGUGAAUAUCGGGCUUUCGACGACGAGAAAUAUUAUGUCAAUGACAGCGACCUGCCUUUCACAAAGAUAGAGGAUCUUCCGGAUGUCUUUACGACGUUUCGCAAGUCUAUCGAGCCGUUGCGCGCCAGGGCGCGACUGCCGCUUCUCGACGUGGCCAAACUUCCACCGCUGCCUCAAGAGACCUGUAUUCCGCGCCAGAUCCGACCGUUCGAGAUCCCGACGAAUCUCCCGGAUCUGAUCUCGUGCUUGCUUCGGCCGAUCGACAUUGACAAGGACUUCCCGAAUCCGCCGUCGUGGCCGGGAGACACGCAAUCAGCGCACCCGUUCCAUGGAGGCGAGAGCGAGGCUCACAGACGAGUCGAUUAUCUGCUUUCUAGCGGCGCAAUGACAGCGUACAAAGAAACACGCAACGGUCUCCUAGGUCCAGACUUCAGCACGAAGCUCUCUGCCUACCUAGCACUUGGCUGCAUCUCCGCAAGGCAGGUCUCUGCCGAGAUGGCUCUGUUCGAAGAUGGGGAGAUCCGCAACGACAGGUGGGGCGGCACGCGUGAGGAAAAGCUGGCGAAGCUUGAGCGUUGGAAGCAAGCCGCUGGCUUUGGGAAGGGAGAGAACGAAGGCACGGCGGGCGUGCGCUUUGAGUUGCUGUGGCGGGACUACUUCAGACUUGUCGAGCGCAAGUACGGUGCCAAGUUGUUUGCCAUCCAGGGACUGCGCGGAGGCAAGUCCAAGGAUUGGCAGUAUAUGAGAGGUUUGGCAGAGGAGGAGGUGCGCGCGAAGCUGCGUAGGUUCUGCACGGGCAGAACGGGCCUCGGCCUGAUCGACGCCGCUCAGCGAGAGCUGUAUCUGACCGGCUACACGAGCAACAGAGCGCGCCAGAACGUGGCCAGCUUUCUGGCCAAGCACCUGAACAUCGACUGGCGGCUGGGAGCAGAGUGGUACGAGUGCAUGCUCGUCGACUACGACGUCGCCAACAACUGGGGCAACUGGCAGUACGUGGCCGGGGUUGGGAACGACCCGCGCGAGGGCCGUCUCUUCAACCCGGUGAAGCAGGCCCUCGACUACGACCCAAGAGGCGAAUAUAUCAAAGCCUGGGUAAAGGAGUUGCGAGAUGUUGACCUGGGCGCCGAAAAAGAGGGUGCCAAGCACGACGAGGAGAAGUUGAUGGGCCUCUUCCAGCCAUGGAGACUGGCCCCCGAGGAAAAGCAGAAGCUUGGACUGCGAGAGCUUGAUUUUGUCGAUAAGCCGCUCGUUCAGAUCCAGUUCUCUGUUGGUCGUAAGCCUCGCGCACCUGGACGGAAUAGGGGCCGGGGGUUUCGGGGGCGUGGAGGCGAGCGAGGGGGAGGCGGGAAGGCUUCCUUGAGCGGCCCGCGGGGCUCAGGCCGCGGCGGCAGAGGCAGAGGACGAUGGCGUGGCGAAAACCAAGCCCCCGCAGAGACGGAGAAGCAAGACUCCCACGAGGGCUGAGACGAAAAAAAAAAUUGAGAGAAGAAAAGGAAAGGACAGAACAGGACAGGACUGUAUUAUUUGGCUUGACUCACAAUCUCCGUUGAAAGCGUUCUAGCGUUGCAUUUCUGUAGACUUGCCAGCCCUUGCUCUUGUACUAUACUUGGUCUGCACCUUGGUACUACGGAUUGGAAUCGACAUCCUAAGCAGCUUCUGGUCAUGGCGCACUCUUCUUACUUGGGUUUGAUUUUUCUUCAGCGGGAUGCCACAAUAGUCCAUGUUCAAGAAAGAGUUGUGAGAAUGUUGUGCAUAGUAUGUUUUGCCUGGGUUGUCUCUGGAGCACCGACAGCGAAUGAUGAAUGAAGUGAAUCUUCUUAUC
Messenger RNA from Verruconis gallopava, 2775 nucleotides. RefSeq lists its product as uncharacterized. Gene Ontology annotation, molecular function: deoxyribodipyrimidine photo-lyase activity; FAD binding; damaged DNA binding. The record is from RefSeq and is a predicted model, not a curated record. The transcript has 2 exons. NCBI's taxonomy places the organism in Eukaryota, Fungi, Ascomycota, Dothideomycetes, Venturiales, Sympoventuriaceae. Gene Ontology annotation, biological process: photoreactive repair. The coding region runs from base 420 to 2417 and encodes 665 amino acids.